Pelodiscus sinensis (Chinese soft-shelled turtle) is the source of this 7640-nucleotide messenger RNA. It is a transcript of the gene SLC33A1, whose product is annotated as solute carrier family 33 member 1. Gene Ontology annotation, molecular function: acetyl-CoA transmembrane transporter activity. The record is from RefSeq and is a predicted model, not a curated record. Gene Ontology annotation, biological process: acetyl-CoA transmembrane transport. Gene Ontology annotation, cellular component: membrane. NCBI's taxonomy places the organism in Eukaryota, Metazoa, Chordata, Testudines, Trionychidae.
GCCUGGCGAGCAGAGGGCAAUGAACCCCCUGCUCUGCGGUAAGGAAAGCUGAGCAGAGCCCUCCCUUGAACUGGCAUAGCUCCCUCCCGCGCUGCUCCGCAGUUGGCAGAGCCAGGAACUUGCGUCCUGAGUGACCGGCAGUGGCAGGAGCUGCACUUCGCCACUGUAAGAUUGCUGGGGACCAGUGGACCUCACAUCCCAAACAAUCCUGGACUUUGUGUGCGACAUGAGUCCAACCAUCUCUUACAAGGACAGCAGCCGGCAGCGCCGGCCUGGCGGCUACCACCACUCCAUGGACAUGGAGAUCAAGCCCCCACCACCAACUGUAGACAUGGAUAAUCACACUGAGAGACUAGGAGACGAAGACACAGAGGCAUUGCUCCAGGAACUUAACUCACCAUCCUGUGUGGUACCCCGAGGAUAUCGGGCAGAACUGGGUAGUAUCCUGCUCCUCCUUUUUCUAUAUGUGCUACAGGGAAUCCCGCUGGGGCUGGCAGGCAGCAUCCCACUCAUCUUGCAGAGCAAGAAUGUCAGCUAUACGGACCAGGCUUUUUUCAGCUUUGUCUUUUGGCCUUUCAGUCUCAAGCUGCUCUGGGCCCCAUUGGUGGAUGCAGUCUACUUUAAGAGCUUUGGCCGUCGCAAGUCCUGGCUUGUGCCCACUCAAUACAUCUUGGGUUUUUUUAUGAUGUACUUGUCCACGCAGGUAGACUUCUUGUUAGGAGAUGUGGAGGGCAAGAGUCCUGAUGUGGUGGCCCUCACUGUGACUUUUUUUUUGUUUGAGUUCCUGGCUGCCACACAGGACAUUGCAGUGGAUGGCUGGGCACUGACUAUGUUGUCCCGGGAGAAUGUGGGCUAUGCUUCCACAUGUAACUCUGUUGGCCAAACAGCAGGUUAUUUCUUGGGAAAUGUGUUGUUCUUGGCUCUGGAAUCUGCUUCCUUCUGUAACAAAUAUUUGCGGCUUCAACCUCAACCCAAAGGAAUUGUUACGCUUUCAGAUUUCCUAUUUUUCUGGGGAGCUGUCUUCUUGGUAACUACCACUUUAGUUGCCCUCUUGAAAAAGGAAAACAAGGAAGUAGCACCAUCAAAAGAAGAAACAAAAGGCAUCACUGAUACAUACAAACUGCUUUUGUCAAUAAUCAAAAUGCCGGCAGUUCUUACUUUCUGUAUCCUGAUUUUAACAGCAAAAGUUGGCUUCUCGGCAGCUGAUGCAGUAACAGGACUUAAAUUGGUGGAAGAAGGAGUACCUAAAGAACACUUAGCUCUAUUAGCUGUUCCAAUGGUACCUUUACAGAUAAUACUGCCUCUGAUCAUCAGCAAAUACACUGCAGGUCCACAGCCACUGAAUAUAUUUUACAAAGCCAUGCCUUUUAGGUUAUUGAUAGGCUUGGAAUUUGCUUUUUUGGUUUGGUGGACUCCUAAUGUGCACCAUGAAGGAGGAUUUCCUAUCUAUUACUAUAUUGUGGUAUUGCUGAGUUACGCUUUACAUCAGAUUACGUUGUACAGCAUGUAUGUUGCUAUAAUGGCUUUCAAUGCCAAAGUUAGUGAUCCACUGAUUGGAGGAACGUAUAUGACUCUUCUAAACACUGUGUCAAAUUUGGGAGGAAACUGGCCUGCUACAGUAGCUCUUUGGCUUGUGGAUCCACUUACAGUGAAAGAAUGUGUAGGUGCAGAGGAACAGAAUUGUGGAACUACAGCUGCUGCGGAACUCUGUACAAAACUUGGUGGCUCUUGUGUUACGACGCUGGAUGGUUAUUAUGUUGAAUCCAUAAUAUGCGUUGCUCUGGGAUUUAUCUGGUGGUUCCUUCUUGGGCCAAAAUUUAAAAAGCUGCAGGAUGAAAAACCAUCUUCAUGGAAGUGCAAGAGGACCAACUGAUGUAAUUUAAAUACUAGAUUGGACUAGGGGGGUUGUUAGAGCUUAGUUUUAGUGCAGAGACAUUUCAUACUCAAUAAACAGGAGUAGACAUAUUUUUAAAAUGCCAAAUGGCUGGAAAAACUAAGGCCACUGAAAGUGGCAUUUGUGUAUGCAAUACCAUUUGCCCUGUGUGAAAAUCUAGUUAAGGUCAGAAAAGUAAUUCUCAAAAAUGGCAUAUUUGUACUACAGAUCUAUGUCCUGUCCAAUACCUUGAGACUCAUAGCUGCUUUUAUCUGUUUAGACAAAUAACACUUAAAUUGCAGUGCUGUAGCUAUAGAAGAGCAAACUGUUCCAUAUAUAAAAUAUCUCAAUCAGCAUUUUCAUCUAAAUUCUGUGUUCUCUUUUAGACAAAGUUUAAGCAGAAACUGUUUGGCUUGAUCAAUUAGCAAGUCGAUCUUGGGAGUGCUGUCAUUAAAAAAGUAUCAAUGUAACUUAUAAACUAAGCAUAUAUAAAUAACACUGAUUGAGGAAGAAUAAAUGUAGGACACAUAUGUCAUUUCUUAACACUUUCCUGACCAUAAUCACACUUCAAUGGAUGAAACUGUGUUUAAAAGCCUAUUUUAAAUGUAUUUUCUGGCUCUUAUAAACUUUAAAGAUUUAUAAGAAACGUAUUUUUUUAUAAAUUGAAAGUCAUGCUUUUUAAUUUAUUGUCUCAUUUAAGGGCACUAUGUUGAUUCACUUUAUGAAAUACUUUUUGCGGUAAAACUAGUAUGAGGUGGGAUUCAUGGUACAAGUGUUGAACAAUGUCCUUGGUAAGCCAUGAGUGUCGAAGGAUCAGAUCGAGUGUUGAAGCUUUUGUCGUGUUAAAAGCUAAGCUUCAAAAUAAUAAAAGCUGGCAUAAUCCUUAUUGGGUUCUGUUUGCAUUUGUGAAGGAGAGAAGUGACUGGCUGUGUAGUUCUUGUAUUAUGUGAGAAUUGGAACAUACAGAUUAGGAAAUGAGUGAGAAGUCCUAAACAUGUAUGUACAGUCCAAAGAGAAGGGUGAACAAAAGACAUUGGGUGAUCUUGAAAGAUGUAGUAUGUGGUAGGGAAGUUAAAAACCAUGUCUUUUGUAAACGUGUACCCUCUGAAAUUUUAAUGUUUACACAUGGGAGAGGGCAGAAGCUCCAUGGGAGCUGGCACCCGAAGGGAGCUGGCUUUUAAGAUGGCUCCUGCUGAGCCCCUUCCCCUCCCGCGCUGUUACCUCUAACACAGGUGGGGGGGACGGGAGCAAGCUGGAGCUAGUGCUUGUGGGUAGCUGGCUUUUAAACAGAGACACUCCCCCCGCCCAUCUCUGCACUGCUGCUGAAAAGCCGGCUCCUGUGGGCACCAGCUCCCACCUGCCCUGCCACACCUCUGAUACAGAGACGGCGGGAUGGGGAGAGCCUUGCAUGUAACCAUGAGGGUUAACAGAGUGCACUACCACAUCCCUCAUGUGUGGUGAUGAUAAAAUUGCUUAUUACAUUAGGCAAUUAACCCAUCAAGGAAUAUUUUUUUUAACUGUACCAAAUAACACGUGGCAUUAUCUCAAUAAUUCCUUCAAAAACUCAGAAACAGGUAGGUACUUUCUAAUUGAGUUGUAUGUGCUGCAUUCAUUAUCAAAUGAAUUAGCUUCUUGAGUGCCUUAGGGAUUCACAACAUGCUGCAUAUCCAGUGAAAAAACACUUGUGUAUUUUGUUCAAUGUAUGUCACAGAUCAUUACUUCAACUGAAUAUUAAACUUACCUUUUAAAGGUAGGUUAAUAUCUAAUUCCUUAUAGUACAAAAUUAAAAAUCAAACCAUUGCUGUCUGCUGGGUAGGUGUAAACAGGUCAUACAAGGCUUUAACAACGUGACAGCAAUUGUCAGUUUUCAGCCAUGAACAAAAACCUCUUAUGAUUUGAAUAUCAUUUUUAUUUUUUGUCUGCAUACAAAAAAUUAUGAACUGCAGAAUAUAUACAACUAAGUGCAGACAUUUUACAGCUGACGCUCCUUUUGCAAUUCUGUAUUAUUGUAUGUGUCUGUGCCAAGGUGAUUCUUAUUACUAAAAUAUUUUGUAAUUGAAGUAACUAAAUCAUCAGAGCAACUUUGCAAUUUAAAAGUAAAACUGAAAGCAGCAUCAAUAGUACAACGAAGUAAUGUAUUUGAAAUGUAUUUUACAUAAAGUCAGUACAUUAUUACUUGCAAUGGCUGGUCUAUUAAAUGAAGGAAUAUCUUGUGCUGUACUCAUGCUUUAAUUGGAAAUGCUGCAGUUAUACAUUUGAGUGGCAGAUUGCUAAAUGAUCCUUUUUUCUCUCAUAAAGAGGAAUAAAUUGCUAUUUUGAAGGGGAAAAAUAUAACACCAGAGAUCAUAAAUGGUAGCUAUAUUUUAUUAAGAUCUAGAUGUGCACAGAUUUCAUUUGACGUGGUGAUAACUUGCUACUCAUUUAAAUAUUGAGUAGUAAGUUAAGUGAUGCACAUGCUAGGUACUUUUAUGUAGAAACUUUGCAUAAUGUAAAUGGUUAAUUUUUCUCUUAGUCACUAGAUGUUUUAUUGCACCAAUAAAUAGACUUUUCCACAGCACAUGUAGGGAGCAGAAUGAUCCUUGACCAUGUGCACAUCUAGCUCAUUAAUCUGAAUCAGUUUCUGGGUUGCAGUGUUCAAAAGUUGUUGUUUGCCAGCUAUGAUAAGGAUCUCAGCCAAAGAAGUUGUUGGUCUCAGAACCUCUCUUAGUAGUUCAGUGCUGAUGUCAAAUAUCAGGCCCUCUUGUUUGGCAGUCACAGCAAAGAGCUGAAGGAUUGAAGGCUCGUGUAAACUCAAAGUUAUGCUAUGUUUCUAGAUGUGUCUGCAGAACAGAGUUGAGGUUCAUUGUUUGGGCAGUGUAGGAAUGUUCUUGGAUCCAUUUAGUAACGAGUUUGGUUUUUUUAUUCUAGUACUAUCAGUCCAAUUCCCUUUCACAAGCAUUUAAACGUUUUCCCUUUUUAAAUUAACAAUUACAGUGUCUCACUUUGCUCAAAUACUACUUCUUAGCUAGUACUCAAGUUGAUUAGCUUACUAUCAAAUUUUAUGAAGUAUCAAUAGCAAUUUUUUGUAACAUUGUUUUCAGGUAGCUUUCAAUGUAGCUUUAUGAAACUACAAUGCAAUAUUACAAACAGUCCAGUGAUCUGAAAUAUGAUAUACAUAUAUAACUGUGAUAUAAAUAUAUAACUGAAGGGUGGUGAUCUUGAGUCCUGAUAAAACAGGAAAGGGAGAUGAUAUACUGCGGAGUUCUCAACUUCUCCUGAGCUAGGGGCCCCUAAAGUGUGGUGUGUGUGGUGUUUUUUUGUUUGUUUGUUUUUUUUAAAUACUUGAAGCCUUGUUUUAAAAACAGAAUUUUCCAGUAUAAUCAAGACGGAACUAGAGCUAUUAAUAUAUUGAUUCUAAUAGAGGAGAUGCUACUUUAAGACCACAAGAUCAACGGAAUAAUUGUGCAUAGAAUAGGGAACCCUUUAAAGCAUAAACCUUAAUACCCACAAAGUUUUCAGGGCAGUAUUUCUCAGUGUCAGCACUGAAGAAUGCUAGUGGACACUGCAACCCUGUAUGUCAGGUCACAACACCACUUACUCAAAUUUGACCCAGAUGACACUAUGUUAAGAUGGAGGCGUGGUCAAGUCAAAUUUGUGUGGCUGCAAUCCUGUGUGUCAGGUCACAGUGUUGCUCAGUCAUAUGGCCAUAAUGCCACUUGCUCAAAUUUGGCUUUACCCUCCCAUUUGUCAUGAAAGAAGAAUGACCAGGCCAAAUUUAAGUGAAUGGCAUAAGGACCCUGUGAAUGAGUAGGAAGAUUUGCUGCUGCCCCCAUCCCUAUGUUAAAAACUGCUGUUAAAUAGUCUGUGUAUCAUAGUGGCUCUUAUUGCAUUAAUCCAACAAACUUUUUGGAUUCAAUCUUGCAAGGCACUGAGCACACUCAACUCCUGUUUGAAGACUGCAGGAGUUGAGGAUUUGCAGCAUCUUGCAGGAGUGCUCAGAAUCAUGCAGGACCAGUCCUUAGUAUAUUUAACCAUUUUUACCCAGUCUAAAGCUAUGGCAAAAAGAGGCUUUGAGAACUGUCUGUACGUGGCUGCUUGUGUAAAACUUUAUAAUAAAUAUUGUUCUGAUAGAAGUCACUUCCUUGUAAUUCUGUCAUGAAAAAUCCAGGUUUAGAGGACUUACAUUUUGUGUACUUCCCUUACAAGUUAAUUGAACAUUUUACACCAUUUCAAACUUAAUACUAAAUAAGACACAUUUCAAACAUUUUCCAGUGAAAAUCCUGUAAUACACGGUUACUUCUAGUUCAUAUUACUAGAUCUAUAAGGCUGAAAUUUGUUGUAAGCAUUUUAAUUUGAACCUUCAACAUAUUGUUAAAAGAUUCUUGAUACAGGAACACUCUCUUUUUUUUAUUGUUGCCUUGGUUUAUAAGUUUGUCUGAACUCUACUGUAUCUGAACUGUCAUGACCAUAUUGGUAUUGUCUAAUGUACUGCUUUUUCCUGAAGAAGCCUAAAACUGGUAAUUUGAGAUACAGAAUUGUAGGAUAUAAAAAUGGAUAUGACCAUUGGUGGUGUUUACACAGUUCUUAAUGAAAGCUGAUAGAAUGUAAUGCAUAAAUGAACCUCUUUAACUUUAGCACUGGGGAAAAGCAAUUUCAGCAGUUGGCUGAUAUCCAGGAACUCUGGUUAAGAAUGAAUUUAUUAUGAAAUUCAGUUAUUGUUGAACUAAUUUUGGGAACACAAUAAAAUAGUAAGUACAUGCUGGAAAAUUUUUAAACUUUUUAAGUGUACUAUCCUGGAGAUAAAUGGGGAAAAUUUAAUAAUUUGUUUAUAGUCUUUUUAUGAUACAAGAGAAAUAAAACACGUUACCAUUUUAAAAUAUUAUUGUUUAAUUUACUUUUGUGAAACUGGAACAAAACUAUAGUGGAACCAUAACUAAAAUGCCUGCUCUGGAUUAUUGCAAAUGGCUGAUUUAUGUAAAGUUACCUCUGAAUUAGUUUUCUACUUUUACAAAGAUUGUUUUAAAAAUAUUUUUGUUAAAGGGUUUAUUACUGUUUGUAAUGUAGCUGUGAUGAUCCUAGGAUAUGAGACACAUAAGUUAGAGAAGGUGAUAUCUUAUCCGGCACCAACUUAAUCUGUUCCCUUCCACCAGAAGAGGUUGGUCCAGGAAAAGGUAUCUUCUCAUCCACCUGGUGUCUCAGGGUUUAUUACGUCUCUUCUGAGACUCUUAAAAUCAUUCACUUUAUUGUAAGUGUGACAAGACAUCAGAUGAUUACUUCCUUAAUGCUGUCCAUUAAAAUGCUGAAUUUAUGGAAACAUUAAUUGGAAAAAUCUUUGGACUUUUUAUUUCAAUAAUAUAUUGUAACUUUUUUUAUUUAUUUUGUGGAUUUCACUUUGUUUUGCAAUGAAAGCAUUUCUUGAAAUUUUCUUGUUUUUUAAAUAAAGGAUCAUUAAAAACAUACUUGGUAGCAACUGGAAUUAUACACCACUGAAUAGCAGAAAUUGGUAGCACAAAUGCAUUUGCACUACCUACAGCAUUUGUUGUGGGAUCUUUCUUUCUAAGAUCCCGUGUCUUCAAAUUGCCAAAAUCCUUUCUAUCAAUCUCUCUGAGCUUCAAAUUACUAAGUGAAAUUCAAAUCUUAUUUCUCCUAUUAAUUUGUGGAUCAGUGGAGAAAAUUAAAGGACUGUUAUCUACGAUGAUGUUUAUCAAAAUGAUCUCUGAAACCAGUAAAGUUUCAGUGUUGUAAGAAUACCAAAGCCCAAACUUUUGAAUGCUCUGUAACAUUAUGG